GUGAACUCUGGCUCCCGCCUCUUCCGUUUCCGCCGCCGUCGCCCACUUCUAUGCCGGCUGAGUGCUAUUGUUUCUCUGCGGGCACCAGAUGACUUGCUCUGGAGCUGCUGCAACUGACUGAUUUGGGGAUGCACAGACUGACAUUGGAAAUGAGAGGGGAAUCAAGCUUUGUUUCAUCCCGGUUAGUGACAGUAAAUCAAUAGAAGAUGGGAGAGGCUGAAAGCAGAUCUAAAUCAUCUUCAGGAUUCCUUCCAGAAUGGAGUUUGGCCUUCUGGACUCUGUGUUCAGUGAUGGUACCAGUGAUGUUCACCUUGUGGUGCAGUUUUCGGCGAUCUCGGAGGCAAGGACUUCUGCAGGUUGUCUUGCAUAAAAGCAAACAUGAUUGGCAAGAUAUAGACUUCUUUAGCCAGCCUACCUAUUGCUGUGUCUGCACUCAACAUAUUCUCCAGGGAGCUUUCUGCAACUGCUGUGGGCUGUGUGUUGAUGAAGAAUGCCUGAAGAAAGCUGAUGGCCAUUUCCUAUGCAAGGAAAUUGUGCCAAGAAACCAAGAUGGGAGACCGGCUUCUAUGGUGCACCAUUGGAUCCGAGGCAAUGUUCCACUGUGUAGCUACUGUGUGGUGUGCAAACUACAAUGUGGUACUCAACCUAAGCUCUGUGAUUACAGGUGUAUUUGGUGCCAGCAAACUGUACAUGAUGAUUGCAUGCAGAGUUCUUUGAAGAAUGGGAAGUGUGAAUUGGGAGAGUUUCGCAACCUCAUUAUCCCCCCAAUUUACUUGCUCAAAGUCUGUCAGAUGCGUAAAAGUAAACACAUGAAUGACUACAAGCUAUCUGAGUCUUAUGGGAAAAAUUGGACCCCAGUAAUAAUUCUGGUCAAUAUUCGGAGUGGAAACAAUAUGGGGGAAACACUGUUAGGACAAUUCAAGAUCUUAUUAAAUCCAAUUCAGGUGUUUGACCUAACCAAAACAACUCCAGCAAAAGCACUCCAGCUUUGUACCUGGCUACCUAGCAAUUCUGUCAGAGUCCUUGUUUGUGGUGGAGAUGGCACGGUGGGUUGGGUCCUGGAUGCAAUUGAUGGCAUGAAAUUAAAGGGGCAAGAAAGGUAUGUCCCUCGGGUUGCGAUUUUACCCCUGGGCACAGGUAAUGACCUAUCAAAUACCCUCGGCUGGGACACUGGCUAUACUGGGGAAGUUCCAGUGGAGCAGAUUCUACACAACAUCAUGGAUGCAGAUGAAAUCCGGUUGGACAGGUGGAAGGUUCAGGUAAUAAACAAAGGAUACUACAACUUAAGAAAAUUGAAGGUAUUCACAAUGAAUAACUAUUUUUCAGUAGGUCCAGAUGCCCUCAUGGCUUUAAACUUUCAUGAGCACCGUGAGAAGACUCCGUCUCUUUUUACUAGCAGGAUUAUUAACAAGGCUGUGUAUUUUUUUUAUGGAACCAAAGAUUGCUUAGUUCAGGAAUGUAAGGAUCUAAACAAAAAGAUUGAGCUAGAGUUGGAUGGAGAGAAGAUCGACUUGCCCAGUUUGGAGGGGAUCAUAGUGCUAAAUAUUGCCUACUGGGGAGGUGGCUGUCGACUAUGGGAAGGAAUGGGGGAUGAACUUUAUCCUCUAGCAAGGCAUGAUGAUGGACUGCUGGAAAUUGUUGGAGUCAAUGGCUCAUUUCACUGUGCACAAAUUCAAGUGAAGCUUGCAAAUCCUGUCCGGCUGGGACAGGCCCAUACAGUAAGGUUGAUCUUGAAGAACUCAAAGAUGCCAAUGCAGGUGGAUGGGGAACCUUGGGCACAAGGCCCUUGCACCAUCACUAUUACUCACAAGACCCACGCACUGAUGCUCUAUCACUCAGGUGAACAGACAGACGACGAGGUGUCCAGUGUGUCUGAACAGGAGCUGACAAAAGAUCAAACUGAUGAAGACACAUAGAUCUUGAUCCAGGCUUGGCCUGUUAACUAGUAAUGGUAGUUCAGCAUGGCUUCUGCUGAAGAACCCUUGCACUACGAUCGUGGCUCUCACAGAGGCUGUACCAUCUCUGCUUUUAUGAACGGCA
This is a messenger RNA of Thamnophis elegans (Western terrestrial garter snake), 2040 nucleotides long. It is a transcript of the gene DGKE, whose product is annotated as diacylglycerol kinase epsilon. The transcript is spliced from 13 exons. Lineage: Eukaryota; Metazoa; Chordata; Lepidosauria; Squamata; Natricidae. Bases 207 to 1916 code for a protein of 569 amino acids. Gene Ontology annotation, molecular function: ATP-dependent diacylglycerol kinase activity. The record is from RefSeq and is a predicted model, not a curated record.